Molecule: messenger RNA, 1887 nt
Organism: Lachancea mirantina
Lineage: Eukaryota; Fungi; Ascomycota; Saccharomycetes; Saccharomycetales; Saccharomycetaceae
Source: the annotation of a GenBank genome assembly
AUGAGUCAGGAAGUGGUAGAUUCGAAAAGACCGGAGUAUAAAUAUAAGAUAGGAAAAGUAAAGCAAACGCCAACGGUUCAAAAAGAUGACAAAACGGGACUUGACUUCAUAGAGCUGAAAGCGAGGCUCAAUGCCAAAGUAUAUGGAUGCACAGCAUUUUCGGGAAUUUACAAGGAAGAGAAGAAACUGGGUCAAGGUACAUUUGGAGAGGUUUACAUGGGUGUGCAUCUCGAAACACAGAGGCAAGUUGCUAUGAAGCGCAUCAUUGUCAAGGCUGAGAAAGAUUUAUUCCCCAUAACGGCUCAACGGGAGAUAAUGAUUUUGAGAAAGUUGAAUCAUAAAAAUGUGAUAAAGUUGAUCGAGAUGGUUUACGACUAUCCUCCUUCGCAAAGUGCAACAAACAACGAUAGCCAGGGAGCUGUUUUGGGGAAAUCUUUUUAUAUGAUUCUACCCUACAUGGUUUCAGAUCUCUCUGGUAUACUGCACAAUCCACGGAUAAGUCUACAGAUGGCCGAUAUCAAGAACAUAUUACUUCAAAUUUUGGAGGGCAUGAACUACAUCCACUGUCAAAAAUAUAUGCACCGAGACAUCAAGACUGCCAAUUUGCUGAUCGACCACAAAGGAAUACUGAAAAUUGCAGAUUUUGGACUUGCCAGAAACUACUACGGUGCGCCACCCAACCAGAAAUAUCCAGGAGGUGCAGGUGUUGAUGCCAAAUACACCUCAGUGGUCGUCACGAGGUGGUAUCGAGCUCCAGAGUUAGUUUUAGGCGACAAGAAUUAUACUACUGCGAUCGACAUGUGGGGUGUCGGUUGUGUAUUUGCAGAACUGUUUGAGAAAAAGCCAAUUUUGCAAGGUCAAACCGACAUCGAUCAGGGUCAUGUUAUCUUCAAGCUAAUGGGGACCCCUAGCGAAGAGAUAUGGGCCCUGGCAAGAUACUUACCAGGAGCGGAACUCACAGCAACCAGCUACACGGGUACAAUUGCGGACAGAUUUGGACCUCAUUUGUCAGAAUUAGGACUGGAUUUACUCAAGAAAUUAUUGGCGCUCGACCCUUACAAACGACUUACGGCUAUGGCUGCCCAGCGUCAUGCUUUCUUUACAGAGGAACCUCUUCCUGCUGAGCGACUGCUUUUGCCGUGUGAAGAAUGUCACGAAGCUGAUAUAAAGCGUUACAAACAAGAGCAGAACAGAUCUUUAAGUCAGCAGCCUCCGGCUGCACCUGCUGGUCAUAUCGUCGAGAAGGACCCCUUGGCCGGUGGCAUAUCGCGUUACAGAGGAGCCAGACGACCAGAAAAAGCCCAGGGUCCUGGAUUUCCGUCUGAAAAGCUAACACCCACCAAACCCAAUUUUCAAGCCACACCAUUGCAAAGCCAGCCUGGAAAACCAUCACGAAACAACCGGCCCUUUACUCAAGAUACACUACCGCGUCAACAGCCAACCGCUCAGCGGCCACCUACGACUACCCAGAACCCUGGUCCUGGUCCUCAAAAACAUCAAAGCAGAUACAGUGGUUCAAACGUCUCAAGUACACAGACCUCUACGAAACAACGUUACAAAGGCUCUCGCUAUCAAGGCGCAACUCGAGAUAACGGCUGGCCUGGAAAUCAGCGGUCAAGAUACGGCUAUGGCAAUUUGAAUAGGCCCAAAGACCAUUCAAACUCAGGUGACGUAUCGAAUGCCAACUAUACACCUGUUUCAAAAUCCGGUUUGCCACAACCAUCUAACCGUAAUAAGGGUUCCGGCCUGAACAAUGAAGGGCAUCAAUCCGAGGUUAAAGGCCAAGAUUUGCAUCAAAGGCACUAUUCCAAUGGAAACUCCGAAAGUCACAACAGCGAGUCGAAAAAGCCUUCUGUGACGUCUGAAGAUAUUGCAAACCUUUAUUAA